Messenger RNA from Plutella xylostella (diamondback moth), 2089 nucleotides. RefSeq names its product histone deacetylase 8. Gene Ontology annotation, biological process: heterochromatin formation. Gene Ontology annotation, molecular function: histone deacetylase activity. Lineage: Eukaryota; Metazoa; Arthropoda; Insecta; Lepidoptera; Plutellidae. The record is from RefSeq and is a predicted model, not a curated record.
AAGUUGGGUACGUGGGCCCAGUCUGUCACUACCUUUACGAUGUUUUUGCUCUGUGGGACUUUAGUACUAUUUUUUUCGUUCGGUCCGACUUCCGUUGCUCUAUGGUGCCGGGCUCCGGCUUUUUUCUUUCAUUCAGAUUCAGCUCAGCAGCCAGUUUCAAAACAAAACAAAAUAACAAUAUAAAAUGAAAACUUGUUAUGUUUGGAGCCAAGAUUUGAUUAAUCAUUGUAAUCGCUUGCCAGCCGUUCCUCGGCGUGCUGAAUUGGUGCACAGCCUUAUAGGCGCUUACGGAUUGUUAAAACAUGUCCAGGUUGUCAAUUCAAAACCGGCAUCUUAUGAAGAUUUGAAAGAUUUUCACUCAGAACUAUACUUGGAUCACUUGAAGACGAUACAAGAUGUAGACGAUGAGUAUGAGACCACUCCUCAAGAUGAGGAGUACGGACUUGGGUAUGACUGCCCUCCCAUCUCACACAUGUUUGAGUUAGUUUCCCAGCUGGCGGGAGGCUCCAUCACCGCAGCCCGGUGCUUGACCCUGGGGCUGUGCAGUGUCGCCAUCAACUGGUGUGGAGGGUGGCAUCAUGCCGGCAGGUUUGGAGCUGAAGGCUUCUGUUAUGUCAAUGACAUUGUUCUAGCCAUAGGAGUGUUGAGGAAGAAAUUUUCGAAAGUCCUGUACAUUGACUUAGAUGUACAUCAUGGAAAUGGUGUAGAAGAUGCAUUCAACUUGAGCAAAACAGUGUUCACCUUGUCCUUUCACAAGCACGAGCCCGGGUUCUAUCCCGGGACAGGCUCAGUGGAAGACGUAGGGAGUCUGGUGGGCAAGGGGUACUGUUGCAAUGUGCCUUUGCAAGCUCAUUACUCUGACGAGACCUUUGUAUAUGUUUUUGAAAGAACACUUGACGCAGUGUGCAGUCACUUCGCCCCGGACGCGGUGGUGAUGCAGUGCGGCGCGGACGCCCUCGCCAGGGACCCGCACGGCGGCGCCAACCUCACGGAGCUGGCCUACUGCCGCUGUGUGGCGCUGGUGCUGGAGAGAGGGCAGCCGACGCUGCUGCUUGGAGGAGGCGGCUACAACCACACCAAUACAGCUCGUCUAUGGACGUGCAUCACAUCUAGAGUCCUCAACAGAAGCCUGUCCGAAGAUAUCCCCGAGCACGAUGACUUUGACGAGUAUGCGCCUGAAUACACUCUGCCGAUGAAGAAAACCUUAAUCAAAGACCCGAAUCAGAAGAGUUAUUUAGACGAUAUCAUCGGAAGAAUUAAAGACAAUUUGACUCAGUACAUAGGACCGCUGCCGCCGCCGUCGCCACAAGUUCCACAAUCUACCAAAACGAGGACAUGAACCAAAAAUCUAGAAAAGAUACAGGACAGGACUGAAAUUAUUGGAAAUGAAGGAGAAAGAAUACGGUUAUAUUUGCUCCGACGUCGUUCGAGAGUGGUAAAAUUUAUCUACCACCCAGCUAGAGCCCCACUGCCAUGCAGUUAGUCAGCUGCAAACGUUGCAUUAAGAUGAAUAUAGGAUGACUGCGCCGAUUUGAGUGAUGCCACUACCCGCCACCAGUUAUAUUUUUGAAUACUAUUAGGACUUAGUGAUUGUCUAGUUUUGUACAAGUGAUAUUUCAUGAGAAUGCUGCUAAUGAAUUAGAAUUUUAUACUUUUAUAGUACAAAUUAAAAUACUUAAAUUCUUUUUAGGAGUUAUUAUUUAUACUACAUACUUUCAAUGAAAAAAUACAUAAUUCGGAAAAAUAUUUAUUUAUACGUUCUUAGGGAACUAAGCAUACCUAAGUGAAAAAUUUAAAAGCCAUCUAAGUACAGUCACGAUACUCAAGAUCAAGAAUCACAAGGGCUUGUUUAGUAAAUGGAAUUGAUUAUAAAUAAAAAAGACACAUACUACAUACUAUGAAAAUAAAACCACCGCCAAAAAAUAAAAACAAUGAUGGUAUGUAUCGUGGAGGUACUUCAGAGAUAAUAACUGGGUAUUACCCGUGCAGAUAAAGAAACAAUAUUAUAAUAUCGGCCGAGAAAAUGGCCAAGAACUAGGUAUUUGCGAGUGGUUAGUGAAAAAUGUGAUGCUGUAAGUGGUCAUGCAAA